Neurospora crassa OR74A is the source of this 1203-nucleotide messenger RNA. RefSeq names its product endo-beta-1,4-mannanase. Gene Ontology annotation, molecular function: hydrolase activity, hydrolyzing O-glycosyl compounds. The record is from RefSeq and is a predicted model, not a curated record. Lineage: Eukaryota; Fungi; Ascomycota; Sordariomycetes; Sordariales; Sordariaceae. Bases 1 to 1203 code for a protein of 400 amino acids. The transcript has 3 exons.
AUGCUCGCCACCGGCGUCUCAGCAGCCCCCGCCGGCAAAGACAAAGUCCCCAAGGGCUUCGUCACUGCCGAGGGCGACCACUUCAAGCUCGACGGCAAGGAUUUCUACUUUGCUGGUAGCAACGCCUACUACUUCCCUUUCAACAACAAAUCCGACAUCGAAAAAGGCAUGACCGCCGCCCGCGCCGCCGGCCUCACCGUCUUUCGUACCUGGGGAUUCAACGACAAAAACCGCACCUACAUCCCCACCGGCCUCCCGCAGUACGGCAACGAAGGCGCCGGCGACCCCACCAACACCGUACUCCAGUGGUGUGAGGCAGACGGCACACAAACCAUUGACGUCUCCCCCUUUGACAAGGUCGUCGACUCCGCUUCCCAAACAGGAAUCAAGCUCAUCGUAGCAUUGACGAACAACUGGGCCGACUAUGGCGGGAUGGAUGUCUACACUGUUAAUCUGGGGGGGAAGUACCAUGAUGACUUUUAUACGGUACCGAUAAUCAAGGAGGCUUACAAAAAGUAUGUGAAGGCGAUGGUGACAAGGUAUCGAGACUCAAAAGCGAUAAUGGCGUGGGAAUUGGCGAAUGAGCCUCGGUGUGGUGCGGAUGAGAAGAGGAAUCUGCCGAGGAGUAAGAGGUGUACGACGGAGACGGUGACGGGGUGGAUUGAGGAGAUGAGUGCGUAUGUGAAGAGUUUGGAUGGGAAUCAUUUGGUGACGUGGGGUGGGGAGGGGGGGUUUAAUAGGGGCGGGUGGGAUGGGUUCUAUAAUGGGGCGGAUGGAGGGGAUUUCGAUAGGGAGUUGAGGUUGAGGAAUGUGGAUUUUGGGACGGUGCAUUUGUAUCCUGAUUGGUGGUCAAAGAGCGUCGAGUGGUCCAACCAAUGGAUCCGCGACCACGCCGCUUCGGGCCGUGCCGCCAACAAGCCCGUCGUGCUCGAGGAGUACGGGUGGAUGACUGACAAGGGCCGUCUGGACCAACUUGGCCAGGUAAAGGACGAGACCAGACUUGAGGUCAUUGGCGGAUGGCAGAAGAUUGCCAUCCAGGAGAAGUUGGCCGGCGACUUGUACUGGCAAUUUGGCUAUGGCGGGUAUUCGUACGGACGCAAUCAUGAUGAUUCGUUCACCAUCUACUUGGAGGAUGACGAGGCCAAGGAGUUGGUGUAUAAGCAUGCCGAGGAGGUGCAGAAGUUGAAUGAGCGAGGGCAUUAG